GGUAGCCGUGAGGAGGAGCAAGCGUCGCCAUAGCAACGGACGGGGCUUGGAUCAAUGAUUAGCAGCAGGAUUCUUCUAAACCGAGAUGAAUUAGUCGUGAAACAAAGACUAAUUUUUCGUUUACGAACCGAAGCUGUUAUGGCCACAAGCAACCCGUCAGUGUUUCUUCUAACGGUGAACGGUCAAAUUGAGGGAGCGAAUUUUCCAGAGUAUGACAACUUGUACUGCAAAUACUGUUUUGUCUACGGACACGACUGGGCUCCCACCUCGGGGCUGGAGGAAGGUAUCACUCAAAUAACCUGUAAAGGAAGUCAGUCUUCCCACAGAUUAAUAUGGAACUUCCCACUUGAAACAACAUUUAAGAGCACAAACCCAUCUGGAUGGCCUCAGCUUGUGGUAAGUGUGUAUGGUCCAGAUGUGUUUGGCAAUGACGUCGUCCGGGGCUACGGAGCAACACACAUCCCCUUCACACCUGGACAACAUACACGAACCAUCCCCAUGUUUGUUCCUGAGCCCACAUGGAGAGUUCAGAAAUUCACAAGCUGGCUGUUGGGACGGCGGCCUGAGUACACAGACCCUAAAGUAGUGGCCCAGGGUGAAGGCAGAGAAGUGACGCGGGUUCGUUCCCAAGGCUUUGUCACCGUCUCCUUUCACAUCAUGACUAAAGACAUGAAGAAGCUGGGUUAUGACACAGGCCCAUCAAGCCCUGCAAACGCACAGUCGGCAACAUCCGGCUGGUCAACAGAAGAACAAGCAUACGACACGUAAUGACAUAAGAGACUUUUUUUCCCCCCUUUGUUAGAGACAAAUUGUGGCUGUUCUUAAAUUUUUUGCCCUCAAGGAUGAUUGGUCCCUGCCCAAACAAAAGCACAGCACUCACUUAAAUAUAAAAUGACUCAAUUACUUCCUCAGUUAUUAUGGAACUCCACAAUACUGCAACACACACACACAGUGUGGAAAUGAAAUUAUUUUACCAAGAUCUUAUUACACAUUUGAAACCUCUUAAAUUUGAAUAUAUUUGUAUUUGUUGUUACUAUAUUUUUUACUUUUUUUAAAUAAAU
Molecule: messenger RNA, 1061 nt
Organism: Xiphias gladius (swordfish)
Lineage: Eukaryota; Metazoa; Chordata; Actinopteri; Istiophoriformes; Xiphiidae
Gene: b9d1
Product: B9 protein domain 1
Exons: 7
Coding region: 55-768 (237 amino acids)
Biological process (GO): cilium assembly
Cellular component (GO): MKS complex
Source: RefSeq, a predicted model, not a curated record